AUGGAUAACGGUGGAAUCAGAAAAAGAAAAGAUGCGAAAGAGAACAAAGUAAACGUGCAGGGAGGGAUGAAUUUCCCAUCAAAUGAAGCCGCGGCAAAUAAUGGAAACUGGAACGGAGGCAGUGUGACAAAAGGGAAAAAUGAGCACUGGGAUUCGAACAGAAGCUCAUGGGGGUCGUUCUCAAAUAUGGGUUCAAGCGCGAGGAGGGACUCAUCAAGCGAUAACUCUAAGUCGGGGAAAAAGAAAUCUUUAGGCAUAUUCAACAGCUCGAACAUCAGUGCUAUAUCGAAUAACUGCAUGAAAUCGUUUAACAAUAUGUUGAGUAAUAUUAACUACAACAUAAACAGCUCCGUGGGCCAUGGCACCAGUGGAGGAGGCCACUUCAAUGACAGACCAGGGGCUUCAACGGAGACCACCUUCUACGAAAAUCAGUUUAAAAAUCUGAACCUCGCUAAAGGAAUAAGCUACCUAAGCAAUAUAGCUAACCCACAGCAAAAAUUCACCUCCGAUAGUAGGAACAUACCGGGAAAUAAAAGCAACUUUAACUUUUUCCGUAACUAUGAAAAUAACCUAGCGCAGAAAAGGGAAAACAGUACAAGUGGAACAAAUCAAUACAGUAACUCCUCUCAGGGGAAGUAUGCCAACAAUAGUAGGGCAAAUAUGACGAGGUCAACAAAUAGAAGCACAGUUAAUAGCCAAAAUUUAGAAAGCUUUUUAAAUAACAAAGAAAUUCAAAACCCAAAUUAUAACAUCACAGGAUUUGGAAAUAACUACACAAGUGAAAUAAAUAACUUAAGAAAUAUAAAUAAUGAUGAGACGUAUUGUACAUGUCUUGAUAACCUGCUACGAAAUCAUGGAAAUAUCGAUUCGAAUGAAAUGCUAAAAUAUAAUGAUAAAAAUAUCAAUUGCUUAAACGACAUAAUAUUCCUAGAUGUGUAUAGAGCAUAUAACGUUUUAACUUAUAUGCAAGAAAAGGUCAACAUUAUAAUUUACACCAUAAAAAUCAUUGGGAAGAAAUUAAAAAAAACAGGGCCCGGGAGGAAUUUUAUGAAAAAAAUAAGUGAUCUGCUAAAAACAACAACUUUGAAAAAGUCAAUUACGAAAGAUGUUAAGUCCAAGUUAUCUAAAUUUCUCAUCGUCCCGAUCAUCCACCCAGGGGUAGCAACAGAUCCAAGACUACAUUUCAUAAAGAGAAAGAUCCUCUUCAUGUUACAGUUAUGGCAUGAUUCUUUUAUCCUUCAUCAACACAUAGCUGCUGCUGUUUUUAACGAAUAUAAAUCUCUGAAGGAAAAAGGAAUUACCUUCCCGAUUAUUAAUAAGGCUGAAAAAUUUUACGUGAAGAAUGCAGACGCCUCUCCAUCUUUCUCGGACGAUAAUAUACUCCACGAUUUGCCUCUAAAAUUGCCACAAAUUAACAAUAUAAUGAAAAGUUUAAAAGAAAUUAAACACAUGCAUAAUGAUGAGGAAAAAUCAAAAUGCAUUGCCAUCGUGGCCAAGUACAAAGAUCUCGUCUUCCAAAGUAUUAACAAAUUGUCCGAUUACAAGGGCAACGUCAAUAUCUCCGUCACGCUAAAUUCGCUUCUGUACAUUAACGACCAAAUUUGCAUUUUUGAAAAAUGGGAAAAGGAGCGGGAAAACGGGGACGGAAGCGGAAAUGGAUUUAAGUCCACACUGAGGGACAAGGCAACGGAAGAAGAAACUGAAAAACGCAAGCAAAAGGGAAAGAAAAAGAAAAACAAAAAGAAGGAAACCUUCAACCAAUCAAAUAUUAACGAAAUUAUUUUUAACAAAUACGACCCGUGGAACACCGAAAAGAAGGAAGAUAAAAAUGAAGCGCAACAAGAAAACGACACCUUUUUCAACGAACCAGUUGCAAGUUUUACCAGCGCCACUUCUGCCAAGUUUAUGACCGAACAGACAGACACCCUAUUUAACAGUAAAAACGGUGCAUCGUACGACAGUGAAAAUCUGUUUUCCUUUUUUGGUGAAGAAUCAAUCAAAACGGAUGGAAAAAAUGCACCUAAAAAGGAUAACGAGAUGGAGGACAAAUAUAGCGUUUUCAACGAACUGAACUUUAGUAAUGAUUCUGCUCAUCUCUCAAGCAAUAACUUCCAACCGGGGAUGGCUAACCUUAACGUCAAUUCCCAAACCACACCACUGAAACCAUCGAAUCAGCUGCCCCACGUUCAUAUCGCGCAACAAGAUAGUAACGCACCCAACAAGCGAACAACGCAAAAUAACAAUUUUGAUAGUGACAAAGGUAGGAAUAAUUUAUUACCCAAGGGGCAGGGACAAAAUUCAAAUCUUCAUUCAAACACAGUCAAUGGUCUUCCCCCCCAUGAACACAAUUCACCAUUACACAAAAAUGAGAGAAAGGCAGUAGCUCCCAUCCCUGGGAAGACAACCCCCUCGCCCCAUAUUCAUAUAUUAACAAGUGAACCGGACGAAGAAAAUUUCCAAGUAGGCCUAACAAACGACAGUUUCAAUUUGACACAAAUUGAAAUUUCUAACCAGUCUUACUUGAGCGAGAGAAAUAGAAGCCGAAACGGAGGAUUUACAGGGGACUCUCUCCCUAAUGACGUAAAUGCGACUGCUGGCAAUGUACAAAAUGGUAUUGUAGUAAAAACUAGUGACAUAAACGACCUUGCCAGUCGAAAUAAUUCACAGAAAGGGGAAAAAAAAGUCAACGUGUCCAGGGAUAGCGAUCCCCCUUUUAAUGGGAUCAAUUUUGAUAAUAUAAUUGAUUCUGCAGAAACUAGCCAAAAUGCGAUUAAGCAAAAUGAGCCGAAGGCUACCGGGCAGAGGAACAUCACCAAGGAGGAACCUCUUACCAACGAAAAUGCAAAUGAACCUAACUAUGAUUAUUUAUUCGAAACGUUUGAUUUUGGCCCAUCCGGCAAUAACAGUGGUGAGGCGAACGUGGAGAUGAAUGCAAGUAGCGUUGCUGAAAAACAGAGCAAUUUGAAAACCCCAUCGGAAAGCAACCCCCCAGAUGUAGGGUCAAACAGAGCGAAUGAACAAACAAAUACAAAGGAAGUUUGCGAUACGUCAAUCAAAAAUGUGCAUGGAGGAACAUCUGAUAUGGUGCUGGACCAAGUUAACAAGGAGGCCACAAGUAUGAACACAAAGCACAACCCAGUGAGUCGUACCACAGUGAAUAACGAUGACUUGUACAGCCACCUAAACCAAUUGACCCCCGUGAGUAGCGUGAAUGAUGAAUCGCGUAGCGGAGAUAAAAUUUCAUCCGACAAGAACAAAUGUGAUAGUGAGAGCCCAAAUAAUGCUUCAAAUUUGGAGGAAGAAAUCCCAAAAAAAGGUUACCAGGAUGAUGGGAUAGUUGGCCAAUGCAAGGAGGAACAAGGCGUUGAAGAGAAGAAGCACCCAGACAGUAGUCCGAUAGCUGAGGAAAAAGCAAACGAAAAGGACAAAAAGGAAGACAACCCCGAUGAGGCAAGCAACGCCGAUUCGAAUGGCAUCAACUUUGACGAGAUCGACGAAAUAACGAAAGCAAUAGAUGACCUCAACGAUAACUUUGAAAAUAUGAAUAUUUAUAAAUAUGACAAUUAA
Messenger RNA from Plasmodium cynomolgi strain B, 3567 nucleotides. RefSeq lists its product as hypothetical. Gene Ontology annotation, molecular function: phosphatidylinositol binding; ubiquitin binding. The transcript is spliced from 2 exons. Lineage: Eukaryota; Apicomplexa; Aconoidasida; Haemosporida; Plasmodiidae. The record is from RefSeq and is a predicted model, not a curated record. Bases 1 to 3567 code for a protein of 1188 amino acids.